Coccinella septempunctata (seven-spotted ladybird) is the source of this 1476-nucleotide messenger RNA. RefSeq lists its product as uncharacterized. The record is from RefSeq and is a predicted model, not a curated record. The coding region runs from base 1 to 1476 and encodes 491 amino acids. The transcript has a single exon. Lineage: Eukaryota; Metazoa; Arthropoda; Insecta; Coleoptera; Coccinellidae.
AUGGAUGACGUGAAGUUAUAUGCAAGGGGCAGAAAACAGCUGGAGGGACUGCUGGAACUGGUAAGAAGGUUUAGCAUAGACGUGGGUAUGACAUUUGGUCUUGAAAAGUGUGCCAAAGUGGAGGUGAGAAGAGGAAAACUGGCGGAGACGGGGAACAUCACGCUGGCCGAUGGCCGAGAGAUAGCAAGCUUGAAGACAGGAGACAGGUACAAAUAUCUAGGAAUCCAUCAGACCUAUGAGAUACAACAACAAGAAAAUAAAAAAACAGCUGAAACAGAACUCAUCAGAAGAGUACGAAAAGUACUCAAAUCACAACUUUCAGCGAAGAAUAAAAUGGUCGCUAUCAACGCAUGGGCCAUACCUGCAUUCUUGUAUACGGCUGGAAUCCUCACCUGGUCAAAGACAGAUUUGGAGAGACUAGACAGGCGAAUAAGAGCAACACUUACCCAAUGCGGGAUGUUGCACCCGAACUCGGCGAUCGAAAGACUCUACUUACCUCGCAAAGAGGGAGGGCGUGGGCUCAGCAACCUGGAACAUUCCUGCCUGAAAGAAGAACAAAAAAUUACAGACUAUUUUGUUCGGAAUAACUUACCUCUACACCAAUGGAUAGCAGCUAACCUUGGGAACUUGUUGGCUGAUGGAAGAAUCCGGGAAGACGACACAGGAGAAGACCUACCUGAAAAAUUGAGACGGAACUGGGAAUCUAAAUCUUUGCAUGGAAGAUUCUUUGCUAGUCUUCACCAGCCGGAGGUAGACAUAAUGAGAUCCAACACUUACCUGACACAAGGCUAUCUCUUCCCUCAAACUGAGGGAACAUUAUUGGCAAUUCAGGACCAGGUAGUGCCCACACGUGUAUACACCAAACACAUAAUGAAGCAAGAUGUUGAGACAACGAAAUGCAGACUAUGCAACACAGCCGAGGAGUCGGUGCAGCAUUUGUCAUCGGGAUGCUCAUCGAUUGCAAACACCAAAUACCUGGCUCGUCACAAUAAUAUGGGGAAGGUUGUACACCAGCUGCUGUGCCUGGAAAACCAGCUAUUGGACCACUUCACGCCACACCACAUAUACGUCCCACAAGCAUUGACAGAAAACGAGCACACGAAAAUCUAUUGGGACCUGACAGUGAUAACCGAUCGAGGCACUGAACACAACAGGCCCGACAUAGUGGUCUGGAACAAAACCAAGAAGACCGCCGUUAUCAUAGAUUUCGCAGUGCCAUUAGAUCAAAAUCUGUCAAAAGCGUAUGCUGAAAAAAUCGCCAAAUACGAACCCUUGGCACGACAAAUAAAAGAUAUGUGGCAGCUGGAGAGAGUCGACAUCAAACCUUUAAUAAUAAGUUGCAAUGGGCUGGUGCAUCAGAAGACUACAAAGCACAUAACAGACAUGAAGCUGCCCCCGAAUACCAUCUUAUGGAUGCAGAAGGCGGUCAUACUCGGGACGGUCAACAUUAUCCGACAGGUCAUCUACCCUCACUAA